This is a messenger RNA of Lipotes vexillifer (Yangtze River dolphin), 1453 nucleotides long. RefSeq names its product death associated protein kinase 3 (gene DAPK3). The transcript has 8 exons. Gene Ontology annotation, cellular component: cytoplasm; nucleus. Lineage: Eukaryota; Metazoa; Chordata; Mammalia; Artiodactyla; Lipotidae. Gene Ontology annotation, molecular function: ATP binding; protein serine/threonine kinase activity. The coding region runs from base 88 to 1452 and encodes 454 amino acids. The record is from RefSeq and is a predicted model, not a curated record. Gene Ontology annotation, biological process: positive regulation of apoptotic process; protein phosphorylation; intracellular signal transduction.
UAGAGGACUCCCUGAGGUCCUGUCCCCUGGGCCACUGUGACUGGGUUUGCACUGGAGUGGAAGGCGCUGAAAGGCAGACCGGCUGCUAUGUCCACAUUCAGGCAGGAAGAUGUGGAAGACCACUAUGAGAUGGGGGAGGAGCUGGGCAGCGGCCAGUUUGCGAUCGUGCGGAAAUGCCGGCAGAAGGGCACCGGGAAGGAGUACGCAGCCAAGUUCAUCAAGAAGCGCCGCUUGUCGUCCAGCCGCCGGGGGGUCAGCCGGGAGGAGAUCGAGCGGGAGGUGAACAUCCUGCGGGAGAUCCGGCACCCCAACAUCAUCACGCUGCACGACAUCUUUGAGAACAAGACCGAUGUGGUGCUCAUCCUGGAGCUGGUCUCCGGCGGGGAGCUCUUCGAUUUCCUAGCGGAGAAGGAGUCGCUGACAGAGGACGAGGCCACCCAGUUCCUCAAGCAGAUCCUGGACGGUGUCCAUUACCUGCACUCCAAGCGUAUUGCCCACUUCGACCUCAAGCCAGAGAACAUCAUGCUCCUGGACAAAAAUGUGCCCAACCCGCGGAUCAAGCUUAUCGACUUCGGCAUCGCCCACAAAAUCGAAGCAGGGAACGAGUUCAAGAACAUCUUUGGCACCCCGGAGUUCGUGGCUCCCGAGAUUGUCAACUACGAGCCCCUGGGUCUGGAGGCGGACAUGUGGAGCAUUGGCGUCAUCACCUACAUCCUUUUGAGUGGCGCGUCACCAUUCCUGGGAGAGACCAAGCAGGAGACCCUGACCAACAUCUCGGCCGUGAACUACGACUUUGACGAGGAGUACUUCAGCAACACCAGCGAGCUGGCCAAGGACUUCAUCCGCCGGCUACUCGUCAAAGACCCCAAGAGGAGAAUGACCAUCGCCCAGAGCCUGGAGCAUUCCUGGAUCAAGGCGAUCCGGCGGCGGAACGUGCGGCGGGAGGACAGUGGCCGCAAGCCAGAGCGGCGGCGCCUGAAGACGGCCCGCCUCAAGGAGUACACCAUCAAGUCGCACUCGAGCAUGCCCCCCAACAACACCUACGUCAACUUUGAGCGCUUCUCCAAGGUGCUGGAGGAGGUGGCGGUGGCUGAGGAGGGCCUGCGUGGGCUCGAGCACAGCCGGCGCCUGUUCCAUGAGGACAUCGAGGCGCUGACGGCAAUCUACGAGGAGAAGGAGGCCUGGUACCGCGAGGAGAACGAGAGCAUCGGCCAGGACCUGCGGCGGCUGCGCCAGGAGCUGCACAAGACGGAGGCGCUCCAGCGGCAGGCCCAGGAGGAGGCCAAGGGCGCCCUGCUGGGGGCCAGCGGGCUCAGGCGCCGCUUCAGCCGCCUCGAGAACCGCUACGAGGCGCUGGCCAAGCAGGUGGCCUCCGAGAUGCUGUUCGUGCAGGAUUUGGUGCGCGCCAUGGAGCAGGAGAAGCUGCAGGGUGGGGAGUGCAGCCUCCGCUAGG